Molecule: messenger RNA, 903 nt
Organism: Saxophila tyrrhenica
Lineage: Eukaryota; Fungi; Ascomycota; Dothideomycetes; Mycosphaerellales; Extremaceae
Exons: 2
Coding region: 1-903 (300 amino acids)
Molecular function (GO): protein binding
Source: RefSeq, a predicted model, not a curated record
AUGUACAACAUCCGCAAUGCGGGAGCAAAAGGCUUUGGGGUGUUCGCGACACGCGCGAUCCAGCGCGGCACCAGGAUCCUGGCAGAGCUGCCGACCUUCACGAUAACGUCUGAUCGCGACCUUUUACCAGCGUUCAGGAGACUCUCUCUGGAAGCGAGGAAGUACAUCAGCGAGCUAUCUGUCAACGCCAACAAGAAGCCUGCGAUCUUAGACUGGAGCGAAGCAGCAUACCAUGUCUUCCGCGGCGCCCUAACUACUACUCCUAGGAGCCUCUUCUCGAUCAACGAGUACAGCACUCUGCUGGCGGCCUUUCGCAACAACUGCUUCAACAUCGGCGACGACCGACGCGCCAUCUUCCACGACAUCUCGCGCCUCAACCACUCGUGUGUGCCGAACGCGCAAGGGAACUUCAACACUGCUAUCGACGGCUUCGCAGUGCACGCCACGCAUCUGAUUGAGUCCAGACAGGAGAUCACGAUUAGUUAUCUGGCCGAGCAUGGAGCUGUGAGGAGUUCGCGGCAGGCGAAGCUGGCGCAAGGGUAUGGAUUUGCUUGCGGGUGUCCUGUUUGCGACGGCAGCACGGUGAAGGGUGCGGAGAGCGAGGAGAGGCGGAGGGUGGUGAGGGAGCAGUUGGGAGUGUUUUCUGAGGGUGAGCAGGGUGGGAGGGAGGAGCUGGAGAUGAUGAUGAGUCUGAUCGAGAUGUUUGAGCGGGAGGGCCUGGCGGGGAGGGAGUUGGGAACGAUGUAUCUCUCCGCUGCGGAAAGUAACUGCAAGCUUAACGAUCCUGUGGCAGCGAAGGAAUGCUCACGGCUGGGACUGGACAUGGAGCAGAGGUGUUUGGGGGUGGACAGUCCGCUGUACCGGGAGAGCAUGGCCAGGAUGAGGAAGAUCCGAGCAGUGUGA